Molecule: messenger RNA, 2531 nt
Organism: Nematolebias whitei (Rio pearlfish)
Lineage: Eukaryota; Metazoa; Chordata; Actinopteri; Cyprinodontiformes; Rivulidae
Product: myelin transcription factor 1-like protein
Exons: 10
Coding region: 1-2490 (829 amino acids)
Biological process (GO): regulation of transcription by RNA polymerase II
Cellular component (GO): nucleus
Molecular function (GO): DNA-binding transcription factor activity, RNA polymerase II-specific; zinc ion binding; RNA polymerase II cis-regulatory region sequence-specific DNA binding
Source: RefSeq, a predicted model, not a curated record
AUGUUUAUUCUGUUCCUCCUCAGUGUCUAUGGCUGUCCGCUGGCCAAGAAGAGGAAAACUCUGGACAAACAUGCCCUGGAACCACCAGCUAAGAGGACGUCCUUCAUCACCUCCUGCCUGGCCAAAGAGGUGAAGGAGGAACCUACAACAACUGGACCCUACACCAGAUACCAGAACAAAGCCAUUGAGGACCAGGGGGAGGUAGAGCAAGAAGAUGAGGAGGAAGAAGAUGGUGAAGUGGAAGAGUUCUCAGAUGGCAAUGGGGAGCAGGGAGAGGAGGAGGGUGAUGGUGAUGAGGAGGACCAAGAGCAAAUUCUUCAUCAGGCAGAGAACCAGUACCAACACAGUGGACAGUCAAAGCUGGUUCUAAUCCAAAAGGACAACAACAACAACCGUUGUCACAUUGGAACCACCACCGGUGAGGAAUAUGAAAACUAUGAUGAGCUGGUUGCUAAGUCACUCCUGAACCUUGGUAAAAUUGCAGAGGAUGCCUCGUACCCAGCUCUGACUGAGUCUGAGCUGAACAGUGACUCUUCGAACAGUGCUGAUGAGGAGGAGGAAGAGCAGGAGAAGGAGCAGGAGGAGGAGGACAGGAAAGAAGAACUGAGUGUGGACCUAAACAGUGAUGUAGUCCGUGAGACUGUGGACUCCCUGAAACUCCUGGCUCAGGGUCAUGGUGUCAUCCUGCCAGAAGAUGGAUACCCUGACAACACCAUGAUGAACAAUGGUGUCCCCACCAGUGGGCGGGGUCAGGAGGUCAGAUGUUUAGCAGCAGACGAUGGGGAGGAGAUGUGUCUCAGCAGUCUGGAGUGUCUGAGGAACCAGUGCUUUGAUCUGGCCCGAAAACUGAACGAGUCACAGUCAUCUGACUGGCCAAUUCUGCAUGGUAUCAACCCCCAACAGGUGGAUCCACAGGUGCUGCAACACCUGAACAGAUACAACACCUGUCUGCCAAGAGCUCAGGAAGAGCGCUGCUACUCCGACAUUAUGAACCUGGUGAAGCUGGACGAGCAGCUGAGCCCAACCUCCAGAGACUACAGCUGCAGCCAGGACGACGACGAGGAUACUACGUCUGUGGCCUCUGACCACUCUGAUGACACCUUCGACAUGGCCAAGGGAAACCUGUCACUGUUAGAGAAGGCCAUUGCCUUGGAGUCUGAGAGGGCAAAGGUCAUGAGGGACAGGAUGGCCUUGGAGCAUACAAUGCCCCAUCAAGACCAUCAUCAUCACCGACUAAAUGGCACUGCCGAAGAGCGCAGAUCAAGUAUACAUCAGGAUGGAUUGAAGAGAGCAUACUUCCAAAAAGAUUCUUCAAGGGGGGAGAAGAAGGAGAGCAAAUGUCCAACCCCAGACUGUGAUGGUACCGGUCAUGUGACGGGUCUGUACCCACAUCAUCGAAGCCUGUCCGGGUGUCCCCAUAAAGACCGGGUCCCUCCUGAGAUUCUUGCGAUGUAUGAAAAUGUGUUGAAGUGUCCAACUCCUGGCUGCUCUGGGCGAGGUCACGUCAACAGCAACAGGAACUCGCACCGCAGUCUCUCUGGCUGUCCAAUCGCUGCAGCAGAAAAGAUGGCAAAGGUCCAUGAAAAGACUCACUCAUCAGACAGCAGCAGCAAGGCCAACCAAGCCUCCGACCGCGUCCUCAGGCCAAUGUGUUUUGUCAAGCAGUUGGAAAUUCCUCAGUAUGGUCACAAAAACAACGUUCCCACCAGCACACCUCGAUCCAAUCUGACCAAGGAACUGGAAAAAUACUCAAAGAGCAGCUAUGACUACACCAGCUAUGAUGGCCAUGCAGGUGGCUAUGGAAAGAGGGGCUCAACAACCAAGCUCCACCAUGGGCGUGACACCUCCCCAAAGGGAUUUGACGUGAAGCGUUACUGUAAGAUAUCGAGCCCUACCAGCAGCACGACUAGCAGCUAUGCUCCAAGUAGCAGCAGCCUGAGCUGUGGAAGAGGAGAGGGAGGAGGUGCUGUAGGAGGAAGCAGUGCCAGCAGCACCUGCAGCAAAAGCAGCUUCGACUACACCCAUGACAUGGAGGCUGCCCACAUGGCAGCAACAGCCAUCCUCAACUUGUCGACGAGGUGCAGAGAGUUGCCAAACACUCUGGGAGGGAAACCCUACAACCUGCUGACACAGAAUCCAGCUGGAGAUCCAGAUGAUGUUGAUUCAAUUGAUGUAGCAGGUGAACCCAGUGGUCCAGAGGGAAGUGAAACAGUGCUGACCCCCCUGCAGCCAAUGUCACCUAGACGUCAGGCUCUGCUCAGCAGCCAGUGCUACCAACUGAGUGAUACUGACUGCUGGGACCUGCCCAACAACUACACCAAGAUCAAACAGCUGGAGGAAGAGCAGGAACUCAAGGAGCAGAAAGACAACGUAACUCUGUUCCAGGAGUUGCUGGAUGAGCCGUGUUACCCAGCUAAGGUGACCAUGCCAAGCCCCAAACGCAUCAAAUACCCCACCUGCAAGGACAGCAAGAAAGAAGUGAUCACGUAAGGCCAAACUUUGAGACCUCACGCUGAUCCAACCGAACCAGC